GCGCGGUGCAACGCGGCAGAGAGCAGCAGUUGGCAAUCUCCGAUGCGGCGGCGCGACGGCAGCAACACGUUCGUCGGGCUCGAGACGUUCAUCACGACCGGCGCGCAGGUCCGGUACGCGUGCCCCAAGUCCCACUGGCGUCGCAAGGCGCCGACCUGUAGCGGCUGCGACCAGCGCUUCCACCUCUUCCGGUGGCGCCACAACUGCCGCGUCUGCGGCGACCUCGUCUGCGGCGAGUGCAGCUGGACCGUGUACCUCGUCAACGCCAAGUCCAACGUCGGCCGUGCUUGCUACGCCUGCUCGCGCGCCUCGUCCGUCGUCGAAGCGCCGCGCAAGAGCACCAAAGUUGCCUUGCCGAUCGUGAAGCGCCCGACAUGCCCGAGCUUUCUCGACUCGCUGCGAACGACCGAGUGGGUGGACAGCGAGAGGCCGCUGGGCAGCUACCGCGGCAAGUCGAGUGCGUGCGCCAUGUGCAAAAAAGGCUUUGUGAGCGGCGAUGCGGUCGUCUCGCUGCCGUGCGACGACGUGUUCCAUAAGCACUGCAUUGGCGCCUACUUGGCGCUCCACGACCAGUGCCCGACCUGUGCCCACACGCUGCCGCGGGACAUGGCCUACAUUCGCAGCUUCUUUACGUUCAAAGCGCCCUUUGUGCCACCGCCGCCGCCAUGAACGUGCUCCACCAACUCGAGUCCAUGUCGUCGUAGAGUCGUAUGUAUGAAAGGUCCCUUGUGUCCCGUGUAUGUUGACC
Messenger RNA from Saprolegnia diclina VS20, 748 nucleotides. RefSeq lists its product as hypothetical. The transcript has a single exon. The record is from RefSeq and is a predicted model, not a curated record. Gene Ontology annotation, molecular function: metal ion binding. Lineage: Eukaryota; Oomycota; Saprolegniomycetes; Saprolegniales; Saprolegniaceae. The coding region runs from base 43 to 669 and encodes 208 amino acids.